Molecule: messenger RNA, 1620 nt
Organism: Hyalella azteca
Lineage: Eukaryota; Metazoa; Arthropoda; Malacostraca; Amphipoda; Hyalellidae
Product: serine-rich adhesin for platelets
Exons: 3
Coding region: 46-1620 (524 amino acids)
Biological process (GO): neurogenesis
Cellular component (GO): P-body; cytosol
Molecular function (GO): protein binding
Source: RefSeq, a predicted model, not a curated record
AGAAUUUCAUUUUCUAUUUUCUGCUUAAUAGUUUUACUGAACAUAAUGUCAUCUGAAAAAUAUAACCCAACACUUGAGAGUGUAGAAAAAGAUAAACAGCUCCCAAAUGCAUGGUCAGCCAGGAUUCAAAUGCACGAUUCCUCAGCUACUGCAUCGAAUUAUGAGGAGAAAAAUGCGUGUGUGGCAAACUUGUCUGAUGUUGCUACGGCAUUGCACUCAUUGCCAUCGCUGCUAUCUCGGUCUGCCCUCACUGAAGUGGAGUCAUCAAGUCUUCCCAGUGGUGCGCUCUCCAUUGUUAAUACAAUAGGUCUAACAAAUGAAAAUACUCUUCACAAAGACCAAGCAUCAUCUAUUACUGAUGCUACCAACAAAUCAGAAGAAGGCCAAAGUUCUAAUCUUAAUGUACAAUGCCCUCAUCUUCAAGGACCUGGAGCCAUUUCAAAGAAAAUUGAUUUUUUCCCAAAAAUAAAUGAACCUGGAAAUUCUGAUAUGACUCUGAAAAAUGACCAAAUAAGAAUUGGCUCUCUCGUUGAUGGUACUCAACAUAAUGAAGACUUGUCAUCCAUAGCAGGAGCUCUUCCUUGCACCUCAAAUCUUAUAAGAUUUGAAGCUAUUCCUGAUCCAAGCUCCCGUCCCUCAGAAAAUGUCUUGGAAACGGCUGACUGCCCAAAAGCUCUCUCUACUUGGCAGGACAUUACUUCAAAUUCUGCAUGUUUUGAAGCCCCCACUUCAAGGUUUGGGGCAUCAGUGAAGUCUUCUGUCAUGGGUUCAGUAAAUGACAUGCCAAAGUCAACUAAUAUGAAGACGUUGCCUAAUUGCUUUUCUGAAGCAGGAUUAGGCCUUGAUCAAAGGGAAGACUGUUUGCCAAUUCCUAGCUCAAAUUUAGGUAUUCAAUCCUUUGUUGGCAAUUCCAAUCCAAAUGAGAGCCUAUCAAGAUUGAGAGCUGCCAAAUCUAUUCCCACUGAACAGUGUAGCUUCUUAUCACCCCAGCCUACCCUACAUGGAGCCCAGGUCUUAUUGCCUGUUGGACCUAACGGUGUAGAUUCUGUUCAAAAAGCUCGUACUGAACCUUGUUGUGAAGUUGCUGUUGCCAGCUCCACAACCUCUAAGAUAAUCUUGACCAGCAAUAGUAUCAGCAAUAUCAGCUCAGCUGCUGGUAAUAUCAGCUUGGCUGUCAGCAAUGCUAUCUCAGCUGCCAUUAAUACAAUCACAGCUGCCAGCAAUACCAGCUCAGCUGCUGGCAAUACCAGCUCAGCUGUCAGUUCUUCAUUAAGUUCAUUUAGCCCCGAGCAAGUUGUUUGCAAGGGUGACUUGGGCACUGAAGCUUUGAGAGCAACAAGAGCAGACUCUCAGAACAUUGCUGCACAUGCUGCUGCUGAUGGACAGCAUCAGCCACUCAAAGCAGCUGUGUUCAAUGCAAAGGCUGGCCCUGUUUACAACUGGCAAGCAACACUUACAACAGUUAAAGAUAGGUUUGCAUUUUUGUUCAACAAUGAAAUCCUGAGCGACGUUCAGUUUGUUGUGGGUCGUGGGGAGGAGGAGCAAGUGAUACCAGCACACAAGUUUGUUCUGGCAGUUGGCAGUGCAGUGUUUGACAUCAUGUACAUCAUGUUCAACUGA